UAUAUAUAUAUGUAUAUUACCACUGUUGAACAAGAAGACAUGGCAAACAAUAUGGCAGAAGAAGUAAAGCUUUUCAAGACAUGGUCAAACAUUUUUGGCUUAAGGGUUGUUUGGGCGUUGAAGCUCAAAGGUAUAGAGUAUGAAGCAAUAGAUGAAGAUCUAUCCAACAAGAGUGCUCUGCUUCUUCAGUACAAUCCUGUGUACAAGAAAGUCCCAGUUCUUGUUCACAAUGGAAAGCCUGUCUCAGAAUCACUUCUGAUUCUUGAAUAUAUUGAUGAGACAUGGAACCAGAAUCCGAUAUUGCCCGAAGAUCCUUUCGAGAGAGCCAGGCAACGGUUCUUGGCCAAGUUCAAUGAGGAAAAGCUUUUACCAACAAUAUGGGCCAUUUUCACCAAGGAAGGGAAAGAUCGAGAGGAAGCGAUGGCCGCAUCGGUGGAGAAUCUGAAGUUCGUUGAAGAAGAGCUGAAAGGGAAGAAAUUCUUCGGCAGCGAGAAGAUUGGACUGGCGGAUCUCGUUUUCGGUUGGAUGGCGAACUUGAUCGGUAUUUUUGAAGAGGUAAUUGGCUUGAAAAUAGUUGAUGAGAGAUAUCCACUAUUGUUGGCCUGGAUGCAAGAGUUUUAUGAACUCCCUGUGAUUAAAGAUACAUGGCCUCCUCAUGACAAGAUGAUCAUCAAGUACCAAGCACUUUAUGAAAACUACCAUCCUGCAAAAUGAU
Hibiscus syriacus is the source of this 715-nucleotide messenger RNA. Its product is annotated as probable glutathione S-transferase. The transcript has 2 exons. Gene Ontology annotation, molecular function: glutathione transferase activity. The record is from RefSeq and is a predicted model, not a curated record. Gene Ontology annotation, cellular component: cytoplasm. Bases 10 to 714 code for a protein of 234 amino acids. Gene Ontology annotation, biological process: glutathione metabolic process. NCBI's taxonomy places the organism in Eukaryota, Viridiplantae, Streptophyta, Magnoliopsida, Malvales, Malvaceae.